Molecule: messenger RNA, 982 nt
Organism: Eublepharis macularius
Lineage: Eukaryota; Metazoa; Chordata; Lepidosauria; Squamata; Eublepharidae
Product: H-2 class II histocompatibility antigen, E-S beta chain-like
Exons: 6
Coding region: 32-982 (316 amino acids)
Biological process (GO): antigen processing and presentation of exogenous peptide antigen via MHC class II; peptide antigen assembly with MHC class II protein complex; immune response
Cellular component (GO): MHC class II protein complex; membrane
Molecular function (GO): MHC class II protein complex binding
Source: RefSeq, a predicted model, not a curated record
UUUCUGUGGGGCAUCCGUGGUGUCUGGCCUGAUGCUGCUUUCGCUGCUGGUAGUGCUGUGGGGGCCAUCUCUGGUCCCUGGAACUGAGGAAGGACUGAAGCCUCCCGCAGCCAGAGUAGCAGCCCUAGAGUCAGGCCUUGUGGACAGCACUGCAAGUAUCUCUGGAGCAGAGGCCUCCACCUCGCUUGUGGGGAGGAUGACAGGUGGACCUCAGCAAUCAUCUGUGCCGGCUGAAAUCACGGCGCUACCAGUGAAACAAGCUGGAAGGGUCAGUCAAAGGUCCGAGCGGGAGGAAACUACCCGUUUUGUAACGCAGAUGAAAUCUGAGUGUCAUUUUGCCGAUGGGGCACGGGGCGAGAUCUACUACCUGGAGAGGUACAUCUAUGGCCUUGAGGAAAUUCUGCGUUUUGACACUCACCGAAGGGAAUAUGAGGCUGUGACAGAGCUAGGCAGUGCCGUUGCCCAAUACUGGAACAGCCUGAAGGAGGUUAUGGAUUUCAAGCAGGCUUCACCGGUGGACUUCUGCCUGAGAAACUACCAGAUACUCCAGAACUUCCUCAGGAAGAGGGAGGCCCAGCCCACAGUGAAGAUUUCUGCCACCAAGGGAGACUCCUCACACCACCACACCCUCCUGAUCUGCACCGCAGCAGGAUAUUACCCCUCGGAGAUCAAGAUCGAGUGGCUGAAAAACGGGCAGGAGCAAACGAAACGGGUGGGAUACGCGGAGGAGCUCCAGAAUGGCGACUGGACUUUCCAGAACCAGGCGAUGCUGGAGACGGUGCCCCAGCGAGGAGACAUCUAUGCCUGCCAGGUGGAGCACAGGAGCCUGACAGAGCCCAUCAUCGUGCAGUGGAAGCCACAGACGUCAGACUCUGCCAAGAGUAAAAUGUGGAUGGGGGCUGUGGGGGCCCUGCUGGGCUUAGCCUUUGUGGCCGUGGGACUUUCCCUCUACCUGAAGAACAGAAAAGUGCUCAUCCAUUAA